AUGGGUGCUCUUCUCCAUUAUGCUAUUGGUGGUACAUUUAUCACUACGGCUUUGAUCAUGGGUGUCGUUUGCAUGGUUGUAUACAACGUAAUUAGCGACAUCAAUAGCUUCCAAGAUGAGAUCGAAAAAGAUUUGGAUCAGUUUAAGAACUUCGCCGACGAUGCUUGGAAGACAAUAAUGGCUGCACAGCCACCAAGACAGAAACGAGCCUCACAGACGACUAAGAAGAGAGCUUCAUACUCAGAAGGUGCAGGAGCAGUUGGCGCUGGCGGAGGAAGCUGGGGAGGAAGCAGCAGCAGCGGAGGAGGAUGGAGCGGAAGCAGUGGUGGCAGCAGUGGAUGGAGCGGAAUAAGCGGUGGUGGCGGUGGUGGCGAUGAAUGUCAAUGUGCUGCUCAGGCCAGUGGAUGCCCACGCGGACCUCCAGGACCACCUGGACUGCCUGGACACCCUGGAGAAGAU
This is a messenger RNA of Cylicostephanus goldi, 459 nucleotides long. NCBI's taxonomy places the organism in Eukaryota, Metazoa, Nematoda, Chromadorea, Rhabditida, Strongylidae. The record is from the annotation of a GenBank genome assembly.